UUCAGUCAAUGCGCGUUUUGCUGCUGCCUGCUUCUCGCGUACCGGCCGGUGCCUGGUCAUUCUCUAGCUGCCGUCAUGUUGCAGCUAAUGUCGGAAGUGUCUGUGGAGAAUAAGAUUUUCUAUGCAGUGCUGCUCUUCUCAUGGAUCGUGUACCUGUGGGAGGCCUACCUGGCCAGCAGACAGCGGAAAAUUUAUCGUACUACAACACAUGUCCCAGCAGAACUUGGAAACAUAAUGGAUCCUGAAACGUUUGAAAAAUCUCGUCUUUAUCAAUUGGAUAAAAGUACUUUCGGCUUUUGGUCAGGAUUAUACUCUGAAGUAGAAGGCACUCUCAUCCUUGCUCUAGGAGGCAUUCCCUUCCUGUGGAAUGUGUCAGAACAGAUUCUGGAUCAGAUGGGUCUUGGUUCAGAAUAUGAGAUUGUUCAUUCCUUGGCGUUCCUUCUCCUCGCCACCCUCUUCAGUGCCUUGACUGGUCUUCCAUGGAGCCUCUACAACACUUUUGUUAUCGAGGAACGACACGGGUUCAACCAGCAGACGUUGACAUUCUUUUUUAAAGAUGCCAUAAAGAAGUUCUUGGUUACCCAGUGCAUUCUCCUUCCAGUGACUGCUCUUCUGUUGUACAUCAUCAAAAUAGGCGGUGACUAUUUCUUCAUCUAUGCAUGGCUCUUUACGCUGGUGGUUUCUCUGGUCCUUGUUACAAUAUAUGCAGAUUAUAUUGCACCCUUAUUUGACAAAUUUAUACCACUACCUGAGGGGGAGUUAAAAGAGGCAAUUGAGGCUAUGGCACGGAGCAUUGACUUCCCACUCACCAAAGUCUAUGUUGUUGAAGGUUCAAAGCGCUCAUCACACAGCAAUGCUUACUUUUAUGGUUUCUUCAAGAACAAGCGGAUUGUUUUAUUUGAUACGCUUCUUGAGGACUACUCACCCCUAAACAAAGAGUCCACGGAGGAGACACCAGAAAAUGAGAAUACUGAAACAAAAUUCAGACCCAAAAAUGUGAACAAGAAGCAAGGCUGUAAUAACCAAGAGGUUCUUGCUGUUCUUGGCCAUGAGCUAGGUCAUUGGAAGUUGGGCCACACUGUAAAGAAUAUUGUGAUCAGUCAGAUGAAUUCUUUCCUUUGCUUUUUCCUGUUUGCUGUACUGAUUGGCCGUACAGAACUUUUUUCUGCCUUUGGAUUUCAUGCUACACAACCCACCCUGAUUGGCUUGAUGAUUAUCUUCCAGUUUAUCUUUUCUCCUUACAAUGAGGUUCUUUCAUUCUGCCUCACCAUGUUAAGCAGAAGAUUUGAAUUCCAAGCAGAUGCAUUUGCGAAAAACCUUGGAAAAGCAAAAGAUUUAUAUGCUGCCCUAAUUAAAUUAAACAAGGAUAAUUUAGGAUUUCCAGUGUCUGACUGGAUGUUUUCGAUGUGGCAUUAUUCCCACCCUCCCUUGUUAGAAAGACUACAAGCUCUAAAGGGUGAUAAGCAAAACUAAGUGGGAAGUUGAAAGCAGUAUUUUAUCGAAGACAAUAUAUUUUGUUGUUGCUUUUCUUUCCUUUUUUUCCUUUAUUUUUUUUCUUUUCCAAUACAAAGAUGAAAACACAACUUUACUUUGUGUUGGACAGCUUCCUGAAAGUGAUAAAUAUCAACAAGGAAACUUUGUUUACAGACCUAGGUGACAGUGUAUAAAUAUUGUACAUUACAUUUUGUGUAAUAAAAAAAAAACACAAAAAACUUUUAAUUGAAGCUUUAUUCCAGUGAAUGUUACUGUGAUUUUUAUUUUGUAUUAAAAUAACUUCCUUAAAUAUACACUUAAGGAGGUUUAAUUGGUUAUUCACGUGUCAAUAAACAGGAAAGUUUUAUUGUACUGUUAAGACAAUGCUUUCACUGGUCGUUUAAAAUCUUAGUCGUCCGUGUUCAAGAAUACAUAAGCGUGUGCAAUUUAAAUAUUUAAAUUAGAAGGAUUUUUUUUUUUUGUGAUCUCAAAAUGAAAUCUUUUAUUUUUUCCUUUUCAUGUUUAUUUGCUUUGAAAAUAAAUUGGUUUUGAAUUUCUUAAAA
Messenger RNA from Spea bombifrons (plains spadefoot toad), 2036 nucleotides. RefSeq names its product zinc metallopeptidase STE24 (gene ZMPSTE24). Lineage: Eukaryota; Metazoa; Chordata; Amphibia; Anura; Pelobatidae. Gene Ontology annotation, biological process: CAAX-box protein processing. Bases 76 to 1473 code for a protein of 465 amino acids. The record is from RefSeq and is a predicted model, not a curated record. Gene Ontology annotation, molecular function: metalloendopeptidase activity. The transcript has 10 exons. Gene Ontology annotation, cellular component: endoplasmic reticulum membrane.